This is a messenger RNA of Phaeodactylum tricornutum CCAP 1055/1, 636 nucleotides long. RefSeq lists its product with no specific name. NCBI's taxonomy places the organism in Eukaryota, Bacillariophyta, Bacillariophyceae, Surirellales, Neidiaceae. The record is from RefSeq and is a predicted model, not a curated record. Bases 1 to 636 code for a protein of 211 amino acids. The transcript has a single exon.
AUGCUUGCGUCUCGUCGUCGCAACUCGACGCCGUAUCGUUGCUAUUUCACCAACACGGACCGCAUGAAACAGGACGAUCCGUACGCACAACUCGGUUUGGAAUGGGGCGAUAUGCCCACCACGUCCGAUAUCAAAAAGGCCUACAAAAAGCGUGCCGCCCAACUCCAUCCCGAUCUCAAUCCACACAAUCCGCAGGCGCUCGUCCAAUUCCAAGCCCUCCAAAAGGCCUACCAAACGCUGCUCGCCUACAGCGACGGCACCAAUGCCGAACAGUACGACGACUGGAAAACACAUAUCUACCGGCGGGGGGACCGUAUUGCCGCGGAUCGGACAGACGUGGCGGGUGUGCGACGCCAACGGCCCCGGCCGUCCCCCCAUACCGCCAACGUCCACGGCGCCCUCCUCGGCCAUCCCGAUGGUCGACGGGGCGUAGCCUACCGUCACAGACGUGGCGGGGAAUACCUGGGAGACGGUGGAGGUGAACAACAGCAUUCCAACGGAAUUCCAUCAUCAUCCCAAUCCAGUAGUGUGGGACGCGGACUCAACAAAUGGGUACAGCCCAAAGCCUUUCAAGCCUGGGAUGGUCGCACCCAAGUGGCGUCCGCCGCGGCCAAGCCGAAAGCAAAUACCAAGUGA